Molecule: messenger RNA, 2234 nt
Organism: Morus notabilis
Lineage: Eukaryota; Viridiplantae; Streptophyta; Magnoliopsida; Rosales; Moraceae
Exons: 14
Coding region: 106-1803 (565 amino acids)
Source: RefSeq, a predicted model, not a curated record
CCCUUCCAAUGCCUCUCUCUCUCUCUCUCUCUCUCUCUCUCUCUCUCUGAGUCUGAGAAGACUCCACUGCAACUUCAAUUGGGAUUUCGUAGAUAGAAGACGACAAUGGCGAACAAACCAUGGCGGAUCAUCCCAAGGCCACUGCUGGAGACAGUGCUCAACAACCACGCCUCCCACCACCGUGUCCACCAGCCUCUCAUCUUCCACGGCCCCAGAGGCGUCGGCAAAACCACUCUCAUUCUCGAACGUCUUCUCGGAGAAUGGAACACAGCCCCUCACCUCACCGGCUAUGUCGACUUCGCCGAGUGCGUCAAAGAUCACCACCCUCAGUUUGAUCAAUCGUUUCCCUGGUCUUCCUGGUCCAUUUGCCCCCAUCCCUCGCUCUCCGUUUGCCGAACCAAGCUCGAGGAAUGCCUCGAAUCCAUGGCCUACCAGGGAGUGAAGCUCGGCACAAUCAGCUCCCACCAAAUCUUCUCCACACUCAACAAGUGGCACGGGCUCAGCGCAGCGCUCGGAAGAAUCAUUCAAAGCAACAAUUCUCCGAAAACGGCCGUCGUCUCCGAUAAGGUUUCGAAGUCGGUAAUGUGGGACAGGGCUGUGUUCACUCUAUCUGCUCGAUGCAAUGCCGUGGAGAUCGAUGGAGUCUUGAGCUUGGGAGAGAAGGGGAAGAGCUUGUCCAUGGAAGAGGCCUCGUAUUACAGAGAGGCGGUUGUGGCGCUGAGGUUGGCGAAAGAGGUGAUUAAGGUUCAACAUGGUUGGAGGGCUAAUGCCAUUGAAGAUUUGAAUCGAAGGGGAGGAUUUUCAAGGUCUUUGGCCAAUUCUUGUACUGAUUGGCCUUGCUUGUUGUUGGAAUUGUUGUCACAAGCUGCUGAAAUCGGUCAUUUUCAGCCAAAGCUGGUUAUAAAUAAUAUCGAGGUCUUACGAAAUGCGAUUUUGGUGGAUGGGGAUUCAUCAGUGCGUGCACCGAUGUAUCAUGACAGUCUGAUUUGGAGAAUGAUUGCUUUGGGUGCAAAUGAGAAGUCCCUGCCUGUCAUACUUGUGACAUCCGAUAGUUACUAUUCGUACCGAGCUUACUUGGAUUUUGGAUUUAUAGACGUAUUCAUUUCCCGUGAGAAUUUUGGAUGGAGUGUGCAAGAAGCUAAAUUGCAUAUGGUUACUGAUUACUUCAGUAAUUCAGAGUGGAGGAUAAUAGCUGAGGUGCUUGGUCCGAACCCACGACAUCUUUUUGAGUUAUAUGCACUGAAACAAAGCGAUUAUCAUAUGAAGAUGAUGAAUGACAAAGGUGGCACAUUCGAGGAUCUUGUAGAUGCAUAUUUAGCAUAUUUGCAAGUUACUGUGGUGAAUCCUGCCAUGGAUAAAGCCUUGAAACUGUUGCAGAACUUUGCUGCUGAAGCACAAAGUGGUAAAAUUUCAAAAGAUAAGUUAUGUUUUGGUGCACCUUGGAGGCAUCCUCCACGGAAAGAUGACGCCACCUUGCGGUUUGAAUGGGCAAAGAUCCAAUUGAUGGACUUUGUGCAGUCUCUAGUCAAGGCAGAGUUCGGGCUCAAUUAUCUGGCUGACUGGAGCCUGGAGAUCUUCGAUGAUCCUUCUGCUGUUGCAUUACUGGAGGUUGGCCUGCUCUAUGCUCAACGAGAUCCAUCUUUCAUUCGUCCUAUAUCUAGAGGAAUUGAGAGGUGUCUCGUCAGAUGGCUUGUCCAAGAGGGUAUCCAAAUGAGUUAUAGGAACUUGCUUCAAUAUCGGUGGCAGCGAUUUGUACGUGGCCGCAGCUAUCGUCAUUUGUUACAACAAGUGGGCUACAAAUAGAGAAUUGAAGUAGGUUUCAGCUUGCUUCUUCGUAUGGAGAUUGAGGUCACUCUUUGAGGCUUAUACAGAAAUUGAUUGUGCUGAGAUUGGGGAAAGCACCUGAGAGGUUGAUCCCAACUAACAUUUUGUCAGCUUCAAUUCCAUGUAAGAAUGUCAUCAAGCGAAUCGCUGGUUUCCAAUUGAUUUAAAAGACGCUGCUAGUCACAGAUUCAGUUGGUACUUGACGGUGACUUUCAUCAGGCGAGCCUCGUCACCAACAAUACCAUGACAGACAGAUUGAGAACUUCGUUUUUAUUAUUAAUAUUAUUAUUUUUUUGUUGUACUAUUAUUCAUUGCAACAAAAAUAAUUACAGCCUCACAAGAGAGAUGUACAAUUAAAGUGUAUUACUUCAAAUUAUUUGUAAUUUAUUUGGCCGGUCACAUUUAUUUUU